AUGUCGCCUACUAAACUCCUCGUCGUGCUCGGUGCCACCGGUAACCAAGGCGGAUCCGUUAUCAAGAGCUUCCUCGCAGACCCUACCUGGCGAAUCCGAGGUUUAACCCGGAAUGCCUCCAGUGCGAAAGCCCAAUCCCUCCAAGCACAGGGCGUUGAAGUUGUGCAAGCAGAGCUGGAUGACACCGCCUCUCUCGAAGCAGCGUUCCAAGGAGCAACGGCCAUCUUCAGCGUGACUGAUUUCUGGAACGCAUUCGCGACAAUUACCCAGAACAGCGAGAUUGAAGAUCAAGCGAAGAUCAGACGGACAUAUGAGUAUGAGCUACAGCAGGGAAAGAAUGUUUUCGAUGCUGCAAUCAAGGUAGAGACGUUGGAGAGGCUUGUUUUCUCUAGUCUGUCUGAUGCGUCGAAAUGGUCGAAGGGUAAGUAUACACGGGUGCUGCAUUUUGAAGCCAAGGCACACGCGGUUGAUUACGGGAGGAGGGCGUAUCCGGAGCUUUGGAAGAAGACUAGUGUUGUUCAGGUUGGGUGGUAUUUGUCGAAUUUUCUCGGUCCGUUUUUGAGACCAAAGAAGGCCGAGAAUGGAGUCUAUCAAUUUGUUGGUGGAUUGAAAGGAGACGUUAAACUUCCUAUUGCUGCUGCUGAAGAGGAUACUGGUUCAGCUGUGAAGGCUCUUGUUGCGUGCCCGCCGGGGAAGAAUCUGAUCGCUUAUCGGGAGUGGAUGACGCCGGAGGAGUUUGUUCGUACCUGGAGUCGUGUGCUUGGGGUUCCUGCUGAGUGUGUUACUCUGUCGGAAGGACAGUCUAUCGAGGGUGUGCCAGACAUUCUAAAGAGGGAAUUCAUCGAUAACUGGGGAUACUGGAAUGAGUUUGGCUAUGAGGGUCGUGAUGACCCUACUGUCGUUCAUCCAAACCAGCUUGAGGUUGGCUUCGAAGUGCCUACUGUCGGAGAUUGGAUUAGGAGGCAGGAUUGGUCGGAAAUUCUGUAG
Molecule: messenger RNA, 987 nt
Organism: Aspergillus pseudotamarii
Lineage: Eukaryota; Fungi; Ascomycota; Eurotiomycetes; Eurotiales; Aspergillaceae
Product: NmrA/HSCARG family protein
Exons: 3
Coding region: 1-987 (328 amino acids)
Source: RefSeq, a predicted model, not a curated record